AUGAUUUCGAACGCAGCCAGUUCUUCGUCUACGAGGCCGCUAAUUUUAUCACACGGUUCGCUAGAACACGUCUUGCCGGUGCCAACGAGUUGUUUCUUUGCCGCUUCUGAACUGCUAGAUCAGUUCAACAAGAGUUUACCAGAACCUACUGAGAACUUUGCGCUUGACCAGGAGCCCUCGUCUCCAAUCGAGUUGCUGGGCAAAUUCUUAGGGUUUGUAGCGGAUUUUGUGUCCGAGGGCGAAACGAAAUUUGUCGACGUACUGGACAAUUCGUUGAAUGAGUUCGACAACGGUUACUUGCAAGGUAAUGCGGUUCAUGCGGUCGCUGCCAAUCUGCUAGAUGAUGAAGACUCUAAUACUACCUUGGAGAAGACUAAAGAACUGAUUAGAAAUUAUGUCAAGGCUAGAUAUGUCGCUAAGAGACCGUUUGAAAAGAGUCAAUCAGCGCUUUUCAAAUCUGCUGCUCAGGGUGAUUCGCAAAUUGCUGCCAUCUUUGGUGGUCAAGGAAAUACGGACGAUUAUUUUGAGGAAUUACGCGAAUUGUACGAGACUUACAACGUGGUGGUUCUUGAUGUGAUCAAAUUUGCAGCAACCACUUUGAGAGAAUUGGUUAGAUCUACUCAUGACACUGAGAAAGUCUUUACUCAAGGCUUUGAUAUUUUGAGCUGGUUGGAACAUCCAGAAAAGACACCCGACACAGAUUAUUUGUUAUCGAUCCCAAUUUCAUGUCCAUUGAUCGGUGUCAUUCAAUUAGCUCAUUAUGCGGUCACCGCCAGAUUGUUGGGUUUCACUCCUGGUGAGUUGAGAUCUCAUUUGAACGGUGCUACAGGCCACUCUCAAGGUUUGGCCACCGCAGUGGCUAUCGCUGAGGCAGAUUCCUGGGAUUCCUUUUUCGAAUCGAUGAAGAAAGCUAUUUCUUUACUAUUCUUCAUUGGAGUUCAUUGCUAUUUGGCUUACCCAAAUACUUCUUUACCACCAUCUAUCUUGGAAGAUUCCUUAGAGAACAGUGAAGGCGUACCAUCUCCAAUGUUGGCAAUCACAAAUUUGACUCAGGAACAAGUUCAAAAUUUUGUUGACAAGACAAAUUCACAUCUUCCAGAGGAGAAACAUAUUGUGAUCUCUUUGGUCAAUGGUGCUAGAAACCUUGUCGUUACUGGCCCACCGCAAUCACUUUACGGUUUAAAUUUAACUUUAAGAAAGGCAAAGGCUCCAUCAGGAUUGGAUCAAUCUAGGAUUCCAUUCACAGAAAGAAAAUUGAAAUUUUCCAAUAGAUUCUUACCAAUUGCUUCCCCUUUCCAUUCUCACCUUCUAGCCUCUUCCAAGAAAUUCAUCACUGAAGACUUGGUUAAGUAUAAUGUCAACUUCGAGAAGAAGAAUUUGAAGAUCCCAGUUUAUGAUACUUUUAAUGGUAAGGACAUCAGAGAUCACCAAGGAACUUCCAUUGCUGAAAGGAUUACCGACUGCAUCGUUAGUUUACCAGUCAACUGGGAAAUCGCCACUAGUUUCCCAGCUACCCAUUUACUAGAUUUUGGUCCAGGUGGUGCAUCUGGUCUUGGAGUCUUGACUCAUCGUAACAAAGAUGGUACUGGUGUUCGUGUUAUCGUGGCAGGUACUCUAGAUAACAACCCAGAGGAUGAAUACGGUUUCAAACAAGAAAUUUUCGAUGUCACAGCAAAUGGUUUGAAGAAGAACCAAAAUUGGUUAAAAGAAUUCCAACCUAAAUUGGUUAAGACUAAAUCCGGUAAGAUCUUUGUUAACACCAAAUUUUCCAAACUAUUGGGUAGAGCUCCAUUGUUAGUCCCAGGUAUGACUCCUUCUACCGUUUCACCUGAUUUUGUAGCCGCUACCAUCAAUGCUGGUUAUCAUAUUGAAUUGGCAGGUGGUGGUUAUUUCGCACCUGAAGGUAUGACCCAAGCAAUCGAUUCUGUUGUUUCUCAAAUCAAGAAAGGUUACAGUUUGGGUAUCAAUUUGAUUUAUGUUAAUCCAAGAAUGCUACAGUGGGGUAUCCCAUUGAUUAAGGAAUUGAGAGAAAAGGGUUACCCAAUUCAAUCGUUGACAAUCGGUGCAGGUGUGCCCUCUUUGGAAGUUGCCACAGAAUACAUUGAAACUUUGAAAUUGACUCAUUUGGAUUUAAAACCAGGUUCUAUUGAUGCAAUCUCUCAAGUUAUCACAAUUGCUAAAGCUCAUCCAAAAUUCCCUAUCGUAUUGCAAUGGACUGGUGGUAGAGGUGGUGGUCACCAUUCUUUUGAAGAUUUCCAUGCUCCAAUGUUGCAAAUGUAUUCUAAGAUUAGAAGACAUCCAAACAUCAUUCUUGUUGCCGGUUCUGGUUUUGGUUCUUCUGAAGACACUUAUCCAUACUUGACUGGUGAAUGGUCUACUAAAUUCGAUUACCCACCAAUGCCAUUUGAUGGUUUAUUAUUUGGUUCCAGAGUGAUGAUCGCUAAGGAGGCAAAGACUUCUUUGGCUGCUAAGGAACUGAUUGCUUCUUGUCCCGGUGUUCCAGAUGACCAAUGGCAACAAACUUAUAAGAAACCAACUGGUGGAAUCAUCACUGUUCGUUCUGAGAUGGGUGAACCAAUUCAUAAGAUCGCUACUCGUGGUGUUCUUUUCUGGAAGGAAUUGGAUGAUACCAUUUUCAACUUACCAAAGAAUAAACUACAGGCAGCUUUGGAUGCAAAGAAGGACUAUAUCAUCGAAAAAUUGAACGCCGACUCUCAGAAGCCAUGGUUCCCAACCGUUAAUGGUGAAGUUCGUGAAUUAGCUAACAUGACUUAUGAAGAAGUUGGUAAGAGAAUGGUAGAAUUGAUGUACAUCAGAUCCUUAAACAAAUGGAUCGACGUCACUUUGAGAAAUUUCACUGGUGAUUUCUUACGUCGUGUUGAAGAACGUUUCACCAAGGUUAAAACUCCAUCUUUAAUUCAAUCUUACUCUGCAUUGGAAGAGCCAGAUAAGGUUUUGGAGACCAUCUUCAAUGCUUAUCCAGCUGCUAAGGAUCAAUACUUGAAUGCACAGGAUGUUGAUUAUUUCUUGAAUAUGUGUCAAAGGCCAACUCAAAAGCCUGUUCCGUUUGUUCCAGUGCUUGACCACAGAUUCGAUUUCUUCUUCAAGAAGGAUUCUUUGUGGCAAUCUGAAUUCUUGGAAGCUGUGGUUGACCAAGAUGUUCAAAGAACUUGUAUCCUGCACGGUCCAGUGGCUGCUCAAUACACCAAGAAUGUCAAUGAACCAAUCAAAAGCAUCUUUGAUGGCAUUCAUGAAGGUCACAUCAAAAAAUUGUUGAAAGAACAAUAUGGUGACGAUGUUACGAAGAUUCCAGUCGUUGAAUAUUUCGGAGGCGAGGAACCGGUGACUGUCGAUUGUGAAAGCGCUGAGAAGCCAUCGCUCAGUAAAGUCACUUACCGUGCUAAUGCUACUACUGAUCCAAAGAACUGGUUCAAGCUGUUGGCUGGUCCAACCAGAAACUGGAGAAGUGCCUUCUUCAGUACUUCAAGGGUCGUUCAAGAUUCCUUGUACGUUGAUAACCCAGCACAGAAAGUUUUCAAACCAGCUGAUGACCUUGUCGUUGAGAUUACAAACUUGGAUAACCCUUCGAAGAGUGUCAUUACAUUGUCUGAACCAGUUCAAGGUGAAAUCAAGCCCACUGCUGUCUUGAAGUUGAUUAACGACAAGACAAUUCAAUUGGAAUUGAUUGAAAACAGAACUAGUGAUGGGAAACCAGUUGCCCUACCAUUGCUAUACACUUAUAACUUCGAGGAUGGGUUUGCUCCAAUUGCUGAAAUUAUGGAGGGUCGUAAUGAACGUAUCAAGGAGUUUUACUGGAAAUUAUGGUUAGAGGAGCCAUUUGACUUGAAAUUUGACCCAAGAAAGGUCAUCAAAGGUGGUGAUUUUGAAAUCACGGCAAAGAGUAUUUCCGAGUUCACACACGCUAUUGGCAACAACUGUGAAGAUUUCGUCAAGAGGUCUGGUCGUGAACAGCUGGCUCCAAUGGAUUACGCUAUUGUCGUUGGCUGGAGAGUUAUUAUUAAGGCUAUCUUCCCUGAGACUGUUGACGGUGACUUGUUGAAGUUGGUUCAUUUAUCCAAUGGUUACAAGAUGAUCCCAGGUGCCAAACCAUUAAAGGACGGUGAUAUUAUUUCCACCCAUGCUACCAUCAAGUCUGUGGUUAAUCAGCCAACCGGCAAAGUUGUUGAGGUUGUUGGUACAUUAACCAGAGAUGGGAAACCUGUUAUGGAGGUGGAAUCUUCGUUCUUUUACAGAGGCUCUUACGACGAUUAUGAGAACACUUUCCAAAGAUCUGUGGAGCCAGUUUACCAAGUUCAAAUCAAAUCUCCAAAGGAUAUUGCUGUCUUGCGCUCCAAGGAGUGGUUCCAAUUGGAUGACGAAGAUAUUGACUUGAUGGGCAAGACAUUGACGUUUGAAACUGAAACUGAGGUCACUUACAAGAACGCCAACGUUUUCUCCUCUGUCAGAUGUUCUGGUCCAAUCAAAAUGGAGUUACCAACUACUGAAAAUGUGGAAAUUGGUGUUGUUGAUUACGAAGCAGGUGAAUCGUAUGGUAAUCCAGUGGUUGAGUACUUGAAGAGAAAUGGUUCCACUUUGGAACAAAAGGUGAACUUGGAGAAUGCUAUUCCAAUUGCGGUCCUUGACCUACAAUCGCCCAGCACAAAUGAACCAUAUGCCAGAGUCUCUGGUGAUUUCAAUCCAAUUCACGUCUCCCGUCAUUUUGCUAACUAUGCCGACUUGCCCGGCACUAUCACUCAUGGUAUGUUCUCAUCAGCUGCUGUUCGUGCCUUGAUUGAAAACUGGGCCGCUGAUAGUGUCUCAUCCAGGGUUCGUGGUUUCAACUGUCAAUUCGUUAGUAUGGUCUUGCCAAACACUCCACUAUCGGUUUCCAUUCAGCAUGUUGGUAUGAUCAACGGCCGUAAAUUGAUCAAGUUUGAAACAAAGAACAAUGAAGAUGUUGUUGUUUUGACUGGUGAAGCUGAAGUUGAACAGCCUGUUUCUACCUUUGUUUUCACCGGUCAAGGUUCUCAAGAACAAGGUAUGGGUAUGGACUUGUAUCAGACCUCCAAAGUUGCCAGAAAGGUUUGGGACAGGGCUGAUGUCCAUUUCAAGGAAACUUAUGGUUUUUCAAUUUUGGACAUCGUUAGAAACAACCCAACCGAAUUGACUAUCUACUUUGGUGGUGAAAAGGGUAGAAAGAUUAGGGACAAUUACACUCAAAUGAUCUUUGAGACCAUCGUGGAUGGUGAAUUGAAGACUGAAAAGAUCUUUAAAGACGUUAAGGAAGACUCUACUUCUUACACUUUCAGAUCACCUUCCGGUUUGUUGUCGGCUACUCAAUUCACCCAACCUGCUUUGACUUUGAUGGAAAAGGCCUCAUUCGAAGAUUUGAAAUCAAAGGGUUUGAUUCCCGCCGAUGCUUCCUUCGCAGGCCACUCUUUGGGUGAGUAUGCUGCUUUGGCCUCUUUGGCAGACGUGAUGUCAAUUGAGUCGCUAGUCGAAGUUGUUUUCUACAGAGGUAUGACUAUGCAAGUUGCUGUUCCAAGAGACUCCUUGGGAAGAUCAAACUACGGUAUGGUUGCUGUCAAUCCAAGCAGAGUCUCGCCAACUUUUACUCAAGAGGCAUUGCAGUUUGUCGUUGAAAAAGUCGGCAAGAGAACCGAAUGGUUAGUUGAAAUUGUUAACUACAACGUCGAAAACCAGCAAUAUGUCGCUGCUGGUGAUUUGAGGGCUUUGGACACUUUGACAAAUGUCUUGAACUUCAUCAAGCUACAAAAGAUUGAUAUCGUCAAAUUGCAAGCUUCCUUAUCUCUAGAAAAGGUCGAAGAACAUUUGUUUGAAAUCAUUGAUGAAGUUGCUAAGAAGUCCUUGGCUAAGCCGCAACCAAUUGAGUUGGAGAGGGGAUUCGCUUGUAUUCCUCUGCGUGGUAUCUCGGUUCCAUUCCACUCUUCUUACUUAAGAAACGGUGUCAAACCAUUCAAGAACUUCUUGAAGAAGAAUGUCGUCAAGGAGAACGUCAAGGCAGACAGAUUGAUUGGAAAAUACAUUCCAAACUUGACUGCUAAACCAUUUGAAAUCACUAAGGAAUACUUCCAAGAUGUUUACGAUUUGACUGGAUCCGAGCAGAUCAAGGAGAUUCUGGACAACUGGUCGAAAUAUGAAAACUGA
Molecule: messenger RNA, 6168 nt
Organism: Torulaspora globosa
Lineage: Eukaryota; Fungi; Ascomycota; Saccharomycetes; Saccharomycetales; Saccharomycetaceae
Gene: FAS1
Product: tetrafunctional fatty acid synthase subunit FAS1
Exons: 1
Coding region: 1-6168 (2055 amino acids)
Biological process (GO): long-chain fatty acid biosynthetic process
Cellular component (GO): fatty acid synthase complex
Molecular function (GO): [acyl-carrier-protein] S-acetyltransferase activity; fatty acid synthase activity; enoyl-[acyl-carrier-protein] reductase (NADH) activity
Source: RefSeq, a predicted model, not a curated record